Molecule: messenger RNA, 1853 nt
Organism: Triticum aestivum (bread wheat)
Lineage: Eukaryota; Viridiplantae; Streptophyta; Magnoliopsida; Poales; Poaceae
Exons: 10
Coding region: 509-1165 (218 amino acids)
Source: RefSeq, a predicted model, not a curated record
UGGCAAGACCUAGCCCGGGCUCUCCGCACGACCCCAUCUCUCGACGCCGCCGCCUCCUCUCCUUUCCCUUGAUUCUCCUCGCGCCGCCACCUCUCCUCUCCCUCGAUUUUCCUCGUGCCGCCACCCUCGUUCUGCCUCCGCGUCUGCUCCGAGCCCCUCCUCUUGCCCGUGUCGCCGGCCUCCUCCCUUGCGUAUCUCCCCGCCGGUCGUUGCUGCAAGUCUGCGCCUCCCCACGGCCCAGACAGCAAGGGGGGCGGGCGGCGCCGCGAGGUCUCGUCCCGAGGAAGCAGCAGUAGGACGAGCACAAUCCGGACAAAGUCGAUGAGGUCGUCGGCGCCUCCUCCGCUCCGGGAUCGAACGGGCUGGUGGACAGCUGCGCGGCCCUACGCCCUCCUCGACCGAGGGCCGCCGCCAUCGACAUUGUGCAGGCGCGGUUGUAGUGGCCGGACAAGAUGAAGAGAAGCUGCAGCGGCCAGCUGCAAGGUGGCCUCGCCGGAAGAGAGCGCCGAUGGCCGUGGACGACACGGAACCCUCUUCUUCGCCAGCACUAGCGGCGUCAGGAGCGGUGAAGGCCAGCAGCUGCGGACGCCGUACGACCACGGCCCGGCACAGGCAGCCAUCUCCGGCCAUGUCACGCCCAGCCCUGCAACACCACGUCAGCAGGGCAUCGAGUUCAAUGGCGAUGAUUGUCUCAAGGUUGGAGCUGGAGUCCAACUCUGAGCUCCAGGGGAGCGACCAGCUCGUGGUCGUGGUGUCUAAUUGCUGCAGAUGCUGCAUUGCAUUCUAUUGUGGGAGAACAAGAAGGAACUGCAGACCAAAUUGGAAGACAACAGUCCAGCCUUGUAGGCUACCAUGGAGCAAGUGGUUGUUAUGUGAGUACCAAAUUUCUGGUUGUUCAUCGAUUGCUGGUCUUAUUCAUGUUUCUGAGCUUCGCCCAUCAUCGCCAUCAAGAAAUUGCACUGGUCAGUUGAUCAUCGAGUUUGGUUCGCCGUUUUAUCUGCUCAGUGUGUUGUCUCUGCAGUCCAGUGAGGAAGUGAGUGUUGUCUUCAUGACUAAUGGUGAAGCAGUGACAUUAAAAGUUUCACAGCCAUCUGUGAAAGCAUCAAUGGCAACCACUGCGUGUUCAACUAAAUCUGCAAGUUUCAACAGGCUUUACAGGGCAUGACCUACAAACAUGUGCACUCCCUUCUUCUUUGCCGGAAUAAUGUCAUACUACUUCAUCUUACUUGUGGCCUAUGUUAUAUCUAUUGAUGACAGGGGCUGUUUGGUUUGUUACCACGUCCGCCCUGCCAAAUCCUGGGCGCUGUGUUGGCACGCCAAAAUAUUGGCGAGGCAUUCGGCCGCCAGCGUUUCUGCCAACGAUUUGGCGCAAAAGCAGCGGGAGGGAGCUGAGGCGGGCCGGCGCACCAAAAUUUUGGAGGCGAUCCAAACGGCCAACCGAAGCCUGGUCAACGACCGAUGUUUUGGCUGGGUUCGCUAUAGAGAAGUACCUCCAGAAGUGCAUUAACCUAGAACAUGAUGCAUUGCCAAUCAAGCUUGCAGACGGCAAGGUCUCUGUCAUGUCUCGCCAUCACAGGGAAUGACAACAGGACCUUCUAUCACAACGAACUGGUCAGUUCCGUCAUCACAAACAUACAUGAGGUGACACCUGGGCCUUCUACUUCAGACGCAAGACAAGGCGUAUCGUCAACGAUCCCGCCUAUCGCUUAUAAAUAUAAUCCAUGUAUAUCGUGCUCUUGUAUAUUGAACCUUCUACCUCUGUCCCUUGCUUUACUUCUGAUCAUCUAGACAUCAACAUGGUACCUGUGUUCGUAUGUGUUCAUCACCGUGAUUAAUAUCCUCCCUUUCACUCC